Molecule: messenger RNA, 2764 nt
Organism: Heterobilharzia americana
Lineage: Eukaryota; Metazoa; Platyhelminthes; Trematoda; Strigeidida; Schistosomatidae
Source: the annotation of a GenBank genome assembly
AUUGAAACCAACAGGCUUUUCAACUUUUCAGGGUCAGAUGGUAUAAUUGCGCAAGUGAUGGCACUUAGAAGGAGAGCGGACAUUUUAGAUCCCGAUUUUGCAAAGUAUUCAUGACUGCAAGAGUUUUCUGUUGAUGGUGAAAUCAUUGUUUCCUAAUUCUAUAAAGUUGGAAAUGAUUGAAUAUGAACUCAUGCAGGAGUAUGGGGAAAGCAGUCUGGCUGCUGAAAUAUUGUGUCGUUUGUACGAGAUCCAUAAACAUCUUGACAUAACUCAAAUUCAACUGUUAAGCAACAUAAUUAAGGAUCCCUCUGAUAAAGUGUGUUGCGAAAUCUUUUCGAAACUGAUUCCAUCGUUGCAAAAAGAUUUGACUCAAUCUUACUUCAAGCAAAUCUCAAAUAACUUAGCCAGGGCUGACAGCAUUAUUUUCCUCCUUAACUCAAAGGAUGUAGUCUUGCAUUCCCAAGUUAUACCUAUGCUGCUGGCGCUGGCAAAUCAGAGCCUAUUAGACGGUGAAUAUUCCAUGCGUAAGAGCAGUCAAAUGUCUAAUACGUAUUUGAGGUGUCAUUCACCUGUCCAAGAUGGUGAAUCAUUCGUGAAGACUGAAAAUUCAGAUGAAGGAGAAGAGGGGGAAGUAAUAGGAUGUGAUGAUGAAGAUGAGUUUGUUGACGAACUUGACACAUCAAAUGCCGAGGCAGGAGAAAGUUCCUUGGCGAAUAUACCCAUCUCGGCACUGAAUAUCUUUCGUUUCAAAGUAACUUAUGAACUGCUUCCAAUAGCAUACAAGACUGCUAAUAUCUCGAAACUGGAUAAAAACCUUCUUUACAGAAUGUCGGUCACAUCACUCAACUUUUUGCUCACUUACAUAGUUCACAUUCCAGCAAAUCCAUCCGUUGAAGGAUUAGAGAGAGGUGUGUUUUUAUCAAAGAAGGAUCCAAAGAUCUACAUAACAGACUGUUUGAAGAUGAUAGGAUAUUUGUUACAGUGGCCUGUUAACACUACUUUUGAUUUCACAUCUGGCAAAAGUCCGUCGUAUCUGGUACGGCUUACUGUGGAUUUGUUUAAAGAAGCCAAGUCAUCAUUUGAAAGUCCGUCUACUAAGAAAGAUACAAGAAAUAAGAUGCUACGCCAGUCUGGUCACAAAAGUGUGCAUUCAAGUUUGAGUCACAAAUCACAUGCUGCUGUUUUCCAAGCAGUUUGUGUAUUUUGGUACACGUUUGUUGACUUAGGUGCAACCUAUCUUUACAAAGUCCGCAGCAGAAUUUUUGAGCGCGUUUCAGAUGAUUGCCAUCUAAGUAGGGCAUCAUAUUUCCCACUCAACCUGGAUGUACUUUUCAAUUUAAGUAACAAGCACGUUUCUUCUUUGGAAAGUGAGGAAAUAACACUUCUAAAGUGUGUUCAUGAAAUUUGGAGUCUUCGUGAAUACACAUCUGCUUCUUAUUCUCUUGGCAAUCAGUUACUGGAUACUCUGGAAGAUGACAUUCGUCCUCACUUUUGUGAAUUAUCCGAUUUGGUUAGCGAAACCAUUUUUGAACAAAUUAUCCGUUUAGAUUUUACCCUUGGUGGUCUAAACAAUAACCCACACGAAAUGGUAUGGGCUUGCGACUUUGUGAACAAAUACUGUAAGAAACUAUAUAACAGUUCAGAAGUCACUCUUAUAUUCAGAUUUCUUCAGAAGCUUACACCCCUGUGCCCUGUAAAAAGUAAAACUGCCAUCGAGUCAGAUGCUUGUCAGGGAGUGUGGCAUGACUUGGUGAAAGAAUUUAGAUCUGUUUACUUACUUCUUGACCAAAGUAAAAAUAAGAAGAUACACCUUCAGAAUAAUUGUUGUCUCGUACCAUUCACCCGUCCAAACAUAAUUUUUGUUGUGUCCAAAGCAUUGGCAAGCAGUUUGUGUGCUGUUGCUCAAGAAACACAAGAUUCAUUUGUCACUGUGCGGUGUAUUUGCUUAGCGUGUGUACUGUGUCAAGUCGAUGUAAUGUUGGGCGAUACAUUCCACAUGGAAACUCCUUGGCCAUCUCUAUUCCCAUACAUUUCAGAAAUAAUGCUUACUCAUUGGAGUGAUGUACGGAAUCGGUUUUCCAGAUGGCUUUUGCCUCCUACUGCACUUAUUUUUGAUGUUGGCUUGCUAAAUACAAUGUUUCAACUGGAAUGCGGUAUUGGAGUGAAAAUAGAGUGGUCUGAUCAUGAUGCAUUUUUAUCCCGUUGUGCAAACUUAAUCCACUGUAAGCCGCCUGAUACAGUGGACUCACUUCUUGAGGAGUUCAUACAUUUAGAAUCUUCAGAGAUUUCAGCUUGCCUAGCUUCGCUGUAAACGUAAUCAAGACAGUCGUAUUUAUUCUUGUACCAUAUUGAAAGUUGUUCCAACAUUUGUUUAUAUCCACUAUUACACAUUUAAAUAAAUUUGAAAAAAUUAGUUACCCAGUUUUCUGAAAGUAGUACUUGUUGUGUAACGGUUUUUUUGUAACUAUGGCACCCCUUGUGAUGAUUAAAUUAUCAGAUCACUAAAUUCGUAAUCGGCAUUAGGACGCAAAACAAAGUUUUAGUAAAGGAAAGCUUCUUCGUGAUGGCUUCAUUUCAAAAGCUGGGAAAUCGUGUUCAUGUAUUAAUUAGGAAGGUAAAUGAAACUCUGUCUCUUUAUCUACUUGUAAAAGUUUUUUGAAAAUUGGGGUUGAUGAAGUAAACUAAUGUAGGUAAAAUCAAAUAGAUUAUCAAACCAGCUAAAUAUCAUAUGAAACUGAAGGCUAAAAGUAGCAGUAGGUUAGCA